Molecule: messenger RNA, 4185 nt
Organism: Rhizoctonia solani
Lineage: Eukaryota; Fungi; Basidiomycota; Agaricomycetes; Cantharellales; Ceratobasidiaceae
Product: ABC transporter
Exons: 22
Coding region: 1-4185 (1394 amino acids)
Biological process (GO): transmembrane transport
Cellular component (GO): membrane; fungal-type vacuole
Molecular function (GO): ATP binding; ABC-type peptide transporter activity; ATP hydrolysis activity
Source: RefSeq, a predicted model, not a curated record
AUGUAUGAUAUUACCUCCCUCGCCGACGGUAUUCGCGCAACUAUCUGUGGAGCCAUUGUAUUCCUCGCUGGUAGAUUUCCUGUUGCACCUAUCUUACCAGGGCCUAAUGUUGCCAUGGCUGGAGACCCUUUGACAAGCGAGCUGACCUCGCCUGAGGAUGGUGCUUCUUUGUGGGGUUGGCUGACUUUUUCGUUCAUGGGUCCACUUUUUGCGCUUGCAAACGAACGUUCCGUGCGGUCAUCGGAGAAUGGAAAAUUCAGUCUGAAUGACGAAGACGUGUGGGCGUUGAGCCCUACGUUUGCACAUCGUAAUGUUUUCAGGCGAUACUUAAGAGAGAUUAAGGAGAAGGGCCAAAAGUUCUCAUUGUUGUGGUUCCUUUUAAGAGCAAAUUCACUUGAUCUAAUUAUUGACAUAACAUUAGAGUUAUAUUCAGCAAUUGCAGGUUUCAUUCCUCCGUAUGCCUUGCAGAGAAUUCUCCGUGCUCUUGAGCAACAUCAGAAUGGAAGCACUCCACGAGAUGCAUACAUUUGGGGAUUGAUCACGUUUAUUGCACAUAUGAGCUUCGCCCAAGUUGACGUUAUACACCGUUGGCAUACCCGUAGAUGCUAUGAGCGCACUCGCGGGACACUGUUUUGCGCCCUGCAUUACAAAGCAUUGAAACGCCGAGACUUGAGUGGUGCAGCACAUACAGACAAGCAAGAUGAGAAGGACACCUCGAGUGCUGACAUUGGGCGGAUCGUCAAUUUGAUGCAAGGUGAUGCAUACGCAGUAGCACAGCGUUUUUGGGAGUUUUCAGCGGUUUUCUCUGCGCCAGUUCGACUUGGGAUCGCUCUUUACUUCUUGUAUCAGGUUUUAGGAUGGAGUUCCCUUGCGGGGGUAUUGGUCGUUCUUCUCGCGUAUGCGAUCAACUAUCCUUUAGCACGCUGGAACAUUUCAAUAACACGACAAUCAUGGAAAGCUCGAGACCGUCGAAUGUCGGCAGUUAGUGAAUUACUAACAUCCCUGCGUUUCCUUAAAUAUAUGGGUUGGGAAUCUCGCUGGUUGACUCAAGUUAAAAAUGCGCGUGCGGUGGAGCUUGCCUGGCGGGUACAAGAAAACAUUUGUAGCGUCUUGAUUGCGUUUAUCUGGACUUGGGUACCUUCAGCUGUGGUCCUGGUUGCUUUCACGAGCUACACGCUUCUUGCAAAGGAAUCACUGACCGUCAGUCGAGCAUUCACAGCUAUCGAAGUUUUCAGCCAACUUCAAGGUCCGAUGUCUCAAUUACCACAACAAAUAUUUGCUCUUUUACAUGCGUACGUUUCCAUGCAGCGUAUCCAAACCUUUUUGGACGAAACUGAGGUUGAAGAUUGGGCGUCCUCUAUCAAGCGCCCCGAGGAGGAACUUGAUAUCGAGGUAUUCUCGAAUAAAAUGGGAUUCCAGGAAGGGAAUUUUGUAUGGCACUUGAACUCAUCAGAAACACAAGAUCCCAAGAGCCACACCAACUUCAAGCUGACGGACGUUACUGUCGAAUUCCCCCUUGGCCGACUGACGUUAAUUACUGGAGCAACAGGUUCUGGAAAGUCAUCGCUAUUAGCCGCACUCUUGGGAGAAAUGACAUGCGCUGGGGGACAAGUCUAUCUUGACAAACGCCGCCAUGCCGUAUCUUAUGCCGGUCAACAUCCAUGGCUUGAGCAUGCUACGAUCCGGGAAAACAUAUUGUAUGGCUUGCCUUACAAUCAAUCUCGUUAUGAAGCUGUCUUGGAUGCUUGCGCAUUACGACCAGACCUCAAGAUAUUCCCGGCCGGCGAUCAAACAGAAAUUGGAGAAAAGGGGGUAUCACUAAGCGGAGGCCAAAGGGCGCGGUGUGCUCUUGCGAGGGCGGUGUAUUCUUAUUCCAAGACUGUGCUCCUGGAUGAUCCCCUCGCGGCUGUCGACAUGCACACCGCAAGGCAUCUAGUUGAUAAAUGUCUGGCCGGAUCGCUCAUGCAAGGCAGAACAAUUAUUCUUGUUACUCACCAUGUUCGAAUGUGUCUCGACGUAGCAUUCUAUCUGGUCGAGCUCAGUAAUGGGCGGAUCGCACGCCAGGGUACCAUCUCUGACCUGCGUGGGAAAGGACAGCUUUCGGCAAUCCUCCAAACCCAACCUGAAGAUGACACGGCAGAAGCUGAAUCAGAAAUUACAGCUGUACCAAGCGAAGCUCCUCUGAUUAACGAGGCUGAUGUGGGUGCUAUGGGCGCUACCGAUACUCCUAUGGCCACAGAAGAGACCAUCCUACAACAUAACAGCAACAUAGGUAAACUAGUAGACGAGGAAGCCCGAGCCGAGGGUAGGGUCUCCCUGAGGACAUAUUGGACAUAUAUUAAGGCCGCAUCAGUUUGGUCCUGGGUUGCAUCAUUGUUGCUUUUGCUUGCGGUCCGAGGAAUUACGAUAGGGUCACAGCUGUUUCUCGCCAAGUGGUCAGAAGCAUAUGGACGUGAACCGAACAUUCUUUCUGUCCUUGUUUUUGCUCGGAAUGUGUCAACCGGUUUCUGGUCUUGGCUUGACAAACUACCCCCUCCUAUGGUAAACUCGGUCCCAUGGCUGCUGAUUUACCUCAGCAUAUCGCUAACCGGCGCAUUUACUGUACUCUCCUAUCUGGCAAUUGGAUAUUGGUCGAGUCUCCUGGCCUCGCGAUCACUUUUCACCUCAAUGCUGGAUCGUGUGGUUCGGGCACCAAGCCGCUGGCUCGACGUUACUCCCGUAGGUCGCAUUCUUAAUCGUUUCGUAUCGGACAUUGGGGCCGUCGACUCAGCUCUCAAUCCCUCGGCCCGGGCUGCCUUGUCCGGAACCAUCAACUUUAUCGCCAGCUUCCUAGUCAUUGUAUUAUUCGUGCCUUCGUUCCUUCCCUUCGCCCUAGUCAUUGCUUGGCUGUAUAUUCGCAUCGCGCCUCCUUUCGUUCGUGCGUCACGCGACCUUCGCCGGUUGGAGAGCAUUAGCCUAUCACCGGCCUUCAGUGGCUUUGAUGAGCUGCUUCAUGGGCUAAUACAUGUACGCGCGUUUGGUGCAGAAGCAAGAUACCAGGAAGCCUUCUACAAAAAAGUUGAUAGGUUCCAAAAGUUCGAUCACCAGUAUUGGAAUUGCUCAUUCUGGCUAAUGUGGCGAUAUGACUGUCUCGGAUCGGUUGUAGUAAUGUUGGGGACGCUCUUUGCCUUGCUGAGUGGGGUAGCUGCGGGAACAGCAGCAGUCGUCAUUGUACAGGCUGGUGUUUUUGCUGAAGCAUCGAGGCAGCUUGUCCGGGUGUUCGCUCAAUUGGAGUUGGAUUUCAAUUCAGUGGAGAGGAUAGGGGAGUACCUUAUUCUUCCCCAAGAAGCUCCAGCAAUCAUUGCAAACGCACGUCCCCCCGCACAUUGGCCGUCACGGACAGGGGGCAUUACCGUGGAUCAUCUUGUAAUGCGAUAUGCAGAUGGCCUGCCUGAUGUGCUUCGGGACUUGACCUUUGAGGUUAAACCCAGAGAGAAGGUCGGAGUCGUUGGCCGAACAGGAAGCGGCAAAUCAAGCCUUGCCUUGAGUCUCCUGAGGGCUGUUGAACCCUCUGGGGGUCGCAUAAUCCUUGAUGGAAUUGAUAUCCGCACCAUUGGCCUCGACGAUCUACGUAGUCGUGUCACACUUGUCAGCCAGGACGUAGCCCUAUUUUCUGGGAGCGUUCGCAGCAAUCUAGACCCAUUUAAUGAAUAUACUGACGAAGAAUGCUGGGACGUCCUCGAGCGUUGUCAUUUAGGUCAACGACCUGCGCCCUCAGGGUUCGAAGGAGAACACUCAAGUGGCCGUAUAUUACUGUCAACCCUAGAUGCCCCAGUGAGCGUUGGAGGCAAGGGAUUUUCGGCGGGACAGAGGCAACUUCUUGCACUAGCGAGAGCCAUGCUACGACGGAGCGCUGUGAUCAUUAUGGAUGAGGCAACUUCGAGUAUAGACCUUGAAACCGACGAUCAGAUUCAACGUACUAUCCGAGAAGAGAUGUCGGAUGCACUUGUUAUCACUAUUGCUCAUCGAUUGAAGACUAUCAUAGAUUAUGAUCGAGUGUUGGUCCUUGAUCAUGGACGAGUAGUUGAGUUUGACACUCCAUUGAAACUGAUGGAGAACGAAGGCGGCAUAUUCAGGAGCAUGUGUGAACGAUCUGCCGACUGGGUGGAAUUGAGUCGCACAACCAAGCAACGCGCUACUAUCUAA